Molecule: messenger RNA, 2652 nt
Organism: Elaeis guineensis (African oil palm)
Lineage: Eukaryota; Viridiplantae; Streptophyta; Magnoliopsida; Arecales; Arecaceae
Product: G-type lectin S-receptor-like serine/threonine-protein kinase At2g19130
Biological process (GO): recognition of pollen; protein phosphorylation
Molecular function (GO): protein serine/threonine kinase activity; ATP binding
Source: RefSeq, a predicted model, not a curated record
UAUAGCAGCCAUGGCCUUCCUCUUCUUCUUCUUCUAAUAUCUUCCAUGUCUUUCCUCUUACUCCGUAGUAUAGCAGCCAUGAGUCAUCCUCUGUUCUUUUCUUUCCUAUUUAUCUUCCUUAGCCCUCUUAACAUCCCGCACACUUUUGCAGCCAAUUCCAUCUCUAUGAACCACCCUCUCUCAGGAAACCAGACCAUAAUCUCACAAGGUGGCAAUUUUGUGCUAGGCUUCUUCCAGCCAGGUAACAAAUCCGCCCACAACUACUACAUAGGCAUCUGGUUCAACAAGGUCUCACAGCUCACUCCAGUUUGGGUAGCAAACAGGGAGACACCCAUCUCUGAUCCAACCUCAUCAGAGCUCAGAAUCUCUGAUGAUGGCAAUCUGGUUCUCCUCAAUCAGUUCAAGAUGCAAGUCUGGUCUACAAACCUUGCCUCCAUAGCUUCCAACUCUGCAACCGCUGUGAUCCUAGACUCUGGAAACCUUGUUCUUAGAGACGACUCUGACCCAUCCAAAGUCCUCUGGCGGAGCUUUGACCACCCAACUGACACAUUGUUACCUGGAUGCAAGCUUGGAAUGAACAAGGUGACUGGAGAGAGGCAGCAUCUCAGUUCCUGGAAGAAUUCUGAUGACCCUGCUCCUGGGAUCUUCUCUUUUGGGAUAGACCCCCAUGGUUCCAGCCAGUACUUCAUAGUAUGGAACGGAGUCAGGCAGUAUUGGAGCAGUGGAUAUUGGAAUGGACAUCUCUUCACUGCUGUUCCUCAGAUGAAAUCAAAAGAUAUCUACAACUUUGAGUAUGUCUCCGAUGCGACAGAGAACUACUUCACCUACUCUCCUAUCGAUGAUAAGAUGAUCUCGAGGUUUGUUAUGGGUACCUUAGGGCAAGUCAAGCAGCUGACCUGGCUGGAGGAAAACCAGCAGUGGAUGCUGUUCUGGUCUCAACCCGAACGUCAGUGUGAUGUCUACGCUCUCUGUGGUCCUUUUGGCAGCUGCAAUGAGAAGAGCCUGCCCUUCUGCAGCUGUUUGAAGGGCUUCAGUGAGGCUUCUCCGAGCAAUUGGGAUUUGGGCGAUCAGAGUCAGGGCUGCGUGAGAAACACUCCAUUGCAGUGCAGUACCAAGAGCUCGGGUCAUGGGGAUAAAGAUGAGUUCUUUAUGAUGCCUGGUAUGAGAUUGCCCAUUAAUAACCAUUCUGUAGCAGUUGCUAGUAGUGAAGAUUGUGAAUUAGCUUGCUUGAAGAAUUGCUCUUGUACUGCUUAUGCUUAUAGUAGGGGAUGCACUGUAUGGUAUGGAGACUUGCUUAAUUUACAACAGCUGUCAGAUGGAUCGAUCGGGGAGACCCUUUACCUCCGUCUAGCUGCUUCGAAGCUGCCAAAUAAAAAAUCCAGUAAGGAACUACUUAUUGGAGCUGUGGUGGGUGCGGUGGUCAGCAUUUUAGCAUUGUCUGCAAUUGCUUCUUUCAUGCUGAUUUCAGGAUAUCGACAGAGAAGAAUGAUUGGUAUUGCAAAAGCCAUGGAAAAUAAUUUGGUGCUGUUUAAGUAUGGUGACCUGCAGCGAAUAACCAAAAAUUUUACAGAGAAAUUAGGGGGAGGAGGUUUUGGUUCCAUCUACAAAGGGCUCCUACCUGACUCGACUGUCGUUGCUGUAAAGAAGCUUGAAGGUCUUCAUCAAAGGGAGAAGGAAUUCCGAACCGAGGUGAGAACUAUCGGACAGAUUCAGCAUGUUAACUUGGUUCGCCUUCGUGGAUUCUGUUCUGAAGGGACUAAAAGGUUGCUGGUCUAUGAUUAUAUGCCAAACAGUUCUCUAGACACUAUGCUAUUUCAAAGCAAUUCCACGAUUUUGGAAUGGAAAACCAGGUACCAGAUUGCCCUUGGAGCCGCUAGAGGAUUAGCUUAUCUCCAUGAGAAAUGCAGGGACUGCAUCAUACAUUGUGACAUCAAACCAGAGAAUAUAUUCCUGGAUGCCUCUUUUGUACCAAAACUGGCAGGUUUCGGUCUUGCAAAGCUUGUGGGCCGUGACUGCAGUAGAGUUCUGACGACAAUGAGGGGAACCAUAGGCUAUCUUGCACCAGAAUGGAUCUUCGGUGUGCCUAUCACAUCCAAAGUUGAUGUUUAUAGCUAUGGGAUGAUGCUUUUGGAGAUCAUAUCAGGCAGGAGAAAUGCAGAGCAAUCAGAAGAAGGAAAGAAUGCCUUUUUCCCUGCAUUAGCUGUUCAUAAAGUUACAGAAGAAGAUGUUCUUAGCUUGUUGGAUCUCAAGUUGAAUGGUGAUGCUGACUUGGAAGAGCUUGAUCGAGCCUGUAAGGUUGCUUGUUGGUGUAUUCAGGAUAAUGAGUUUCACCGGCCAUCAAUGGGGCAAGUUGUUCAAAUUCUAGAGGGUGUCGUCGACGUAAACAUGCCUCCUGUUCCAAGGUCACUUCAUCUUCUUGCAGAGAACUUGAGAGAAUAGUCUUCUAGUUGGAUUUGUCUUCAGGUCAAAAUUCCAAAAUUCAUAAUUCCAACUCAACUAGCUGUCAACCUAAACUAACGUGUUCAACAUUCUAAGGGAUGAGAGUUUUGAGAUAUUUCAAUUUCCCAUGUUUAGUUUGACUAAGCCUGUAUUUUGUUAGCUUCUAUCCAGGUAUAAGAGUUUCAAGCUGCAUGCUAGCUAUGGCUUCUCUGA